UUUGUGCUGGAUGGCCGCCUUAAAGGCCUUCUCUUUGGUACUGUUGCGUUGUCUCUGCCUCGUCCUUUAUGCGAUAUGUGUAACAAAGGAACCAUGGCGAAGAACGGCAAGGUUAUUGCGUUCACCGGAUAUGCGAAGGUUGUUCCUAGCAAGGGACCGACUUCAAACCAAUCUAAGCACUCUCAGAAAAGUCACACUAGGAUGUCACGCACAGAUUACAAAGACAACAAGGUCUCAAAUCGCUGCAUUGAGACUCGCAAAUCUGGGGAUUACGUGACUAAAUCUAAAAGCGUUGGAUACAAGCAGGAGGCAAGGACUACUUCAACCGUCAAAGUGACUGCUAAGGGGCAAGGAAUCACUAUCGAGCACCAGACUCAGGUGAAAGUCAAGAAGGUUGUUUAUCAAACUACUGCAAAAUCCUCCUCCAGCAAGCGCAUCAACUACUAUUAGGGUUCAUAUGCGUUCGAAGGCACUGGGUCUGUUCUUCGUAGUUCAUCUUGUGCCUUUUGCCGUCUUUUAGUGUUUCUGUUAUGUUUUGCAGUUCUUUCCUUUUCGUAAAGACUUGGUCAUCGCUGUCUUACUCUGUGUUAAGCAAGUGCCUCAAUCUUCUUGUUCAAUCUUGGUUUCGAUACUGGAUUCUAGGGGGUGUUUGGAU
Molecule: messenger RNA, 655 nt
Organism: Neltuma alba
Lineage: Eukaryota; Viridiplantae; Streptophyta; Magnoliopsida; Fabales; Fabaceae
Exons: 2
Coding region: 76-450 (124 amino acids)
Source: RefSeq, a predicted model, not a curated record